GCCGCCGCCGCCAGCGGGAGGAGGCGGGGGGAGCGUCCGUCACAGCUAACGGACCGUGGAGCGGAUCGCAUUCUUCGUCUGUCGAGCCGCGGCAUCACGCACAGGUUCAUGGACUUCUGACGGGGCCGUUGAAUCAAACAACAACAACAACAAAACAUCUUCACCCUAAGGCGCAGUAUCCUUUUCAUUUAACCGUUAUCCAUGAGAUUCUUCAGGCUUACCUUCAAGUGCUUCGUCGACUGCUUUUGAAUCUCCUCUGUCAACGGCUGAACUGACCGCGGCGCUUUGUGAAAUUUUCCAUCUCUUGGCUGAGCUGAGGGGAUCCAACGUGUGAUAAUAAUUAAAAAAAAAAAAAAAAAAAAAACUGCGAUUUUUUUUUUUUUUUGCAUUUAAAGAAGGCGAAAUUAAAAAAAAAAAAAAAACAAAACUCAGUAAACCAAAAAGACAACUGGAGCACUGCAGAGCUGUUACUGUGGCUACGUCUCUCUGUCUGCCUCCCUGAGCCUGGUGCCUUGUUAGCCAGGCACAAUUAUAAAACUUCAGCAGCCCCCUGGCUAAACCAUCAGCCAGCUUGCUUUUUUAAAAACAAAAAAAAAACAAACAAAAAAAACAAAAAAACAACAACAGCAAUUAUUUUUCUGCCGAUACCCAACGAUAUGUCACCUGAGUUGGAAGAGAACAGCCAAGGUGAAAUCAGCCUCCCCCAGCUGGAGGCAGGGACCCUGUCCGAGGAGGAGGGCGGGGGGUCAGCUCGACCCCUGGUGCCUGUGCCUGGAGCGGGCCCAGGGUGUGGUGAGGGCGGAGGGGCUGGCCCACCGCAGACCCCGGACGGGGCUGCAGCCGGGACUGGAAAUGGGGCAGUAGCAGUACCAGUGGUGGAGAGAGAAACCUGGACCAGGCAGAUGGACUUCAUCAUGUCCUGCGUGGGUUUUGCUGUUGGCUUGGGAAACGUGUGGCGGUUCCCUUAUCUCUGCUACAAGAACGGAGGAGGGGUUUUCCUGAUCCCGUACUUACUGAUUGUGUUCAUCGGGGGCAUCCCAGUCUUCUUCCUGGAGAUUGCACUGGGACAGUUCAUGAAGCAAGGAGGGGUCUCUGCCUGGAACAUUGCACCCCUCUUCAAAGGUCUAGGCUUGGCCUCAAUGGUGAUUGUGUUCUUCUGUAACACCUACUACAUCAUGAUUCUGGUGUGGGGCCUCUACUUUCUCUUCCACUCCUUCACCAACCCGCUGCCCUGGGCCACCUGUGGACAUCCCUGGAACACCCCCAACUGUACACAGGACUUCCGGCGCACCUGCCACAACCGCAGUGCUGCCCAGCCGGCUCUGCCUUCGUCUGCUGCCACCCCCUCCAACCUCCUCUCCUCUACGUCCCCGCUCAACCUGUCCUCAGCCCAGCUCCUCUUCAAUGGCAGCUGCAUGGAGGCUGAGGGCAUGCGCUCCCCAGUCAUCGAGUUCUGGGAGCGUAAAGUGCUCCGUCUGUCUGGUGGGCUGCACGAGCCUGGUGACAUCAGCUACGAAAUGGUGCUAUGUCUCAUAGCUACCUGGGUCAUUGUUUACUUCUGCAUGUGGAAAGGAGUUAAAUCUACUGGCAAGGUUGUGUACUUCACUGCUCUGUUCCCCUACCUGGUUCUGAUUGUUCUUCUGGCCCACGGAGUCACUUUACCUGGAGCUUUAGAUGGGAUUGUUUACUACCUGAAACCAGACUGGUCCAAACUUGGUGAAGCACAGGUGUGGAUUGAUGCAGGCACUCAGAUUUUCUUCUCCUAUGCCAUUGGACUGGGUGCCCUGACUGCACUGGGCAGCUACAACCGCUUCCAUAACAACUGUUACCAGGAUGCAUUCGUGCUGGCCCUCAUUAACAGUGGAACCAGUUUCUUUGCAGGCUUUGUGGUGUUCUCUGUGCUGGGCUUCAUGGCUGCUGAGCAAGACGUGGACAUCAGUAAGGUAGCUGAGAGUGGUCCAGGCCUGGCUUUUAUAGCCUACCCCAAGGCUGUGACUCUGAUGCCUCUGGCGCCACUCUGGGCAGCACUUUUCUUCUUUAUGUUGCUCAUACUGGGCUUGGACAGCCAGUUUGUAGGGGUAGAGGGUUUGAUAACGGGAAUCAUGGACAUGCUACCCCCUAAAUCUGUACUGGGCUCCCUGCGUCGAGAGGUGGUAGCGGCCAUCUGCUGCGUCAUCUGCUUCCUCAUUGACAUGUCCAUGGUCACGGAGGGAGGGAUGUACGUAUUCCAGCUGUUUGACUACUACUCUGCCAGUGGCAUCACUCUGCUGUGGCAGGCCUUCUGGGAAUGUGUAGUGAUUGCAUGGGUCUAUGGCGCAGACCGUUUCAUGGACGAUGUGGCUCGUAUGAUCGGCUAUCAGCCCCUGCCCUACAUGAAGUGGUGCUGGUCCUACAUCACACCUUUUGUGUGUGUGGCAGUGUUCCUGUUCCACGUGGUGAACUACAAGCCCCUGACCUACAACACAGUGUACACAUACCCCCUGUGGGGUGAAGCGCUUGGCUGGGCAUUAGCUCUGUCCUCCAUGCUCUGUAUCCCUCUCACUGUUCUCUACAAACUGCUGCGCUGCAAAGGAUCUUUGCGGGAGCGGUGGCAGCACCUAACCACCCCGGUCUGGGGCAGACAUCACCUGGAGUACCUGGCCCCGGAGAGCGAGGCCAAACUGCUGCCCCCUGCAGGAACCAAGAGCACGCUUCUCUUUGAGAGUGUCAUCUGAUGAGCUGAGCCCUACAGAACACAGAGCCAAGGUCGCCCUUGACAUCAGCACACACGUACACAAACACACAAACUACUCACAACACAUGCACACCACACUGGCCCGGUAAGAGCAAAGUGCAGAUUAGUUACGCACACCACAAUUUUAAAGCUAUGGAAAAGCCCUGGACAAAUGGACCAAAGAAUAGAUGGGAGAAGAACUGAAACACACCCGCACCCAUACAGUCAUCACAGGCUGAUAUUCCCUCUGCUCUGCUUUCCUACUCUACCUCGCUGACUCUCCCCUCUCUUUCCGCUCCCUGCCUUUGUGCUGUCCCGUCCAGUCUUGUUCUGUAACCGUGAUGUAUCCAGUGUAGUUUCAAUAUAUUCCCUUUCUGGGCCUCUCUGUUUCAACAGCCUCAUCAGUUCCAACAUGUCAUGCCAUUUUGUUCUGAGUAAGCAGCAACUCAAAAUAUUCUGGUGAUAUUAUUUGGAAAUUAAAGACCCCAUAUCUGCUGCUGAUAUGCCAUGGUCUGAACGUGUGUGUCUGUGUGUGUGGGCGUUUGCAUGUGUCUGUAACGAGUGUGUGUUGGAUCGUGGAAGUGGUAUCUUCAUUUACCUUUAGCAUUUCCUUUGCCCAUUGUUUUCUGCCAACUGUAUUCUCUUAAUUAACUGUACAAAAAUAACUUCCAUUUGUAAAAAAAAAUAAUAUUAAUAAUAAUAAUCAAGAAGAGACAAUGCAUCACCACUUCCAGCUGUGUGUUAUGAACUAACUUAAGUAUCCAGUGUACUUUAGGGUCUGUGAAUAAGUGUUAAAAAUAUUUGGAGGGGAUGACGAUCAGUUUUUCCACCUUAAGAGAAGGAGAGAAACUUGUGCAAAGAGCAGGAGACGGGGAUGUGGGGAGGGGGAGGAGACUUGAUGCCAUGAAAGGAAAGAAGCAAUAAAUGCUCAGAUAAAGAUGGAC
Molecule: messenger RNA, 3657 nt
Organism: Xiphias gladius (swordfish)
Lineage: Eukaryota; Metazoa; Chordata; Actinopteri; Istiophoriformes; Xiphiidae
Product: sodium- and chloride-dependent creatine transporter 1
Exons: 14
Coding region: 657-2714 (685 amino acids)
Biological process (GO): sodium ion transmembrane transport
Cellular component (GO): membrane
Source: RefSeq, a predicted model, not a curated record